Funneliformis caledonium is the source of this 366-nucleotide messenger RNA. The record is from the annotation of a GenBank genome assembly. NCBI's taxonomy places the organism in Eukaryota, Fungi, Glomeromycota, Glomeromycetes, Glomerales, Glomeraceae.
AUGAAAGCGCAAAAUGAAAGCUAUCUCAAAAUCUUUGAAAGAAAAGUUAAACAUCAAAGACGCAAACAAAAAGUUCAUCUUGAGUCUCACCUCACAGCUCAAUUAAAGGCCACUUGCAUUGAAAAAUUGGCUUUAAACCAAACACAUCUUCAGUUUAUCAAACAAAAUGGACUGAGUAUUGCUAACGAAAUAUCUGAUGGUAAUUUUCUUCUCAGAUAUCAUCAGUUUGAAAGCGAGCUUGAGAAUGAUAAAAAUGAUGAAGAAGAAGAGACUUCAAAUGAUGAAGAUUUUAUCGAUUUUAGUGCAAUUUUAUUCGAUAAAUUUACAGAACUAAAUAGAAGAAAAAUGGUGGUUGAAAAAUGGUAA